Molecule: messenger RNA, 1713 nt
Organism: Suillus paluster
Lineage: Eukaryota; Fungi; Basidiomycota; Agaricomycetes; Boletales; Suillaceae
Exons: 8
Coding region: 1-1713 (570 amino acids)
Source: RefSeq, a predicted model, not a curated record
AUGGCUCGGGGGAUAACAAAGAAAAUCACGUCUGCUGUAAAGAAGUCGGCAAAAGGGAAGGCAACUACUGCAUCGGCAUCAGCCCUGAUGGCACAGCGAGAGGAAGCACGGCAGACAUUACUAAAGGCCAAGGGCAUGCGGUCGCAGUACGACAGUCAUCUGGUGCGGGGCUGCCGGUUCCUUGCAGAUGUAGUUGAGCAGAAGAAGACUGCUCAUACAGAUGGUACUCACACCCAGGCCAAUGGCAAACUCAUCAACAUUGAUGCUUAUAGCCAUGCAUUCGACAACACUCCCAACAGAUACUCUGCAUCCGCACUCAAACUCUUUCUCGUCCAGAAGGGUUUGAUGGAGGCCCAAGGGGAGACCUACCAAGGGCCGUACCACUUCAAUUCAGCGACCAGGGUAGUCACCGGAAACCCAGCUCAGUCCAUGGCUGUGCAAGACAUGAUGGAAGUUUUGAAGAACAAUGAGGGAGCAGAAGGUGGCAGCAGGAACCAUGCAUCUGCCAUGACGAUUGAGGACAUGCAGAAGGUGAUGGCAUGGUCCUACAAGCAGUGCCCUGACAAGCUGAUCAGUCUCAUCUAUUCCCGAGUUCGGACCCAGAAGCACCUCGUAAUCCGUGCAUUCGCAACCACAGGCUUUAUGAUUUGGACACGAAAUUUCGAGCUUACGAAAAUCAGACGAAAGGACAUUGUUUGGAAUUGCCAGGGACGCCUUCCAUACGACAUCCCUUAUGACUUAGUGAGCCUGCUCAACUGCAAAGGCUGGCAGCAAAAAGGCGAGACCAACAGUACCUUAGAUGGUGCAAACAGUGUGGUCUAUGCCUCCGACAAGCUGUCAUACAAUGGUGUGAUGAAGAUGCUUGCCUGGAUGUGCAAGGAGGUAGGGCUGACGGCUAGGUACCAGUUCAUGUUCACACCUCUGGGACAGCGCUGGUCACUUGCUACCAUUCGGUGGUGGGGUGCAUGGGCCGAAGGCGAAAGUGUUGAUACUCUGAUAUGGUACCUUCUGGACGAGCUCACUCAAUAUGAGAAGAAUCAUAGGGAUGCAUUGUGCCCCAUCCCUCAGGAAGCUGACAAGAGUUUCAACAGUGACCACAUCUUGACAGCACCUGUGACAGCAGCAGAAACAUGGCAACUCAAGAUGUCAUUCAAUCGCGAGCUGAAUCGGCUGUCUGACAAAGUCGAGGAGGUGCUAGACAAACUGACCCUUGUUCCAGCAGGGCCUUCACCAUCACCACCACCUUCCCAACUUGCUUGGUGCUCUGUUUCAAACUCUGUCCCCUCCUCAUCAUCUCCGCUAUCUGGCCAGUCCAACCUAGUACAGCCAACACCGUUUUGUGAGCCUGAGGCCUUGCAUGCACCUUCCUUGGGAAGCUGUGUCUCACCAUCUACAACACCCGACUCAUUUCCUAUUGACUCGAAUUCUUCCUCUGCACCCUUGCCUCCUGUUAAGACUGUGCUCAGGGGUAAGAUGGAGUCUGGGGGGCUUGGCUUCAGCUCGUACACUGCGCCCCUUACCCAAGACAUCAGAGCGGAGGUCCUCCGAAGGAGGACCGAUGGACUACUAGAUAAGCAUGGGAACGUCAGGCGGAGAUUGGUCCGCCCUACAGGGGAGAGUCGGAGGGCUACUGCAGUCGGAGCUAACAGUAGGAACAGAGCGGGGGAGACUGCUCAGAUGAAGUCUGAAGCAGAAUGGAAACAUGGAGGAUAG